Molecule: messenger RNA, 591 nt
Organism: Zeugodacus cucurbitae (melon fly)
Lineage: Eukaryota; Metazoa; Arthropoda; Insecta; Diptera; Tephritidae
Product: myb/SANT-like DNA-binding domain-containing protein 3
Exons: 3
Coding region: 1-591 (196 amino acids)
Cellular component (GO): nucleus
Source: RefSeq, a predicted model, not a curated record
AUGGAAACUGCGGCUAGAAGUAAAAAUUUUUCUUCGAAUGAAAUUUGCACACUGCUAAGCCUAGUGCAGCAAAAUUCAAGUAUUUUGGAAUGCAAGGCAACAGGAAAAGUGCGUCCUGACCAAAAGGACAAAGUGUGGGAAACAAUAACAGAAAGUUUCAACUCGGUGUGCUCCGGAGCACCUCGUUCAACAAAAAAUCUGCGAACGAAAUAUUUAAAUUUAAAAGCAGACAUGAAAAAACGGUCUGCUGACCACAAGAAGUAUGUGUAUGGUACAGGCGGGGGUCCUUGCAAAGAGCCUGAUCCCGCUGAUACCGAAGUUGACACACUAAUGAAAUAUUGCCAAAAAAACAAGUGCAUGGGAUGGACUCCACAUAUGACAACGACUGAAGAUCAAAUGAUGGAAGAAGAAAUUGAUAUAAAGGCAAAAUGGACGGAAAAGAAAUUGAAAGAAGAAAUUGAGUUUACGAAAAUCGAACACACGUUACGUGUACAGCAAAUGAAAGAAGCACAUGAACUACAACAAAAAUUUAUCAUUGAGAAGCAUGUCCUUGAAAUGCGGAUACUGGAGGAUCAAUUAAAACCAAAGUGA